GGACAAGCUGCUGCUAAAACCUGAACCGUCCAGGAGGUCUUGAUCCAGGAUUUUCAAGGCCCUAAAUCCAACAUGCCGCUGGAAGCAGAAACCAGCCUGGGCUACAUUCCUCCAGACGGAGGCUGGGGCUGGGCCGUGGUCUUCGCGGCCUUUAUCUCCAUUGGAUUUGCUUACGCCUUUCCCAAGUCGCUCACCAUCUACUACAAGGAGAUUCAGGAAUAUUUUUCUGUUUCCUACAGCCAGAUUGCUUGGGUGUCCUCGGUCAUGCUUGCAUCAAUGUAUGCUGGAGGGCCCGUGAGCAGCAUUCUUGUGAAUCGUUAUGGCAGCAGACCCGUGGUCAUGGUUGGUGGGGUAAUGGUUGGCUGUGCUAUGGUGCUCGCCUCUUUUGGAACAACUAUCUUCCAUCUGUACCUCUGCGUUGGAGUAAUUGGAGGUUGUGGCCUUGCCUUCAACCUGCAGCCAGCUCUGACCAUCAUUGGAACAUACUUCCACAUGAAGAGGCCAAUGGCGAACGGCCUGGCGAUGACGGGAAGUCCAGUGUUUCUGUCAGCUCUGGCUCCUCUUAACCAGUUUCUCUUUGAUUCCUUUGGCUGGAGAGGAAGCUUCCUAAUCCUGGGAGCCAUUGUUUCGAACUGUUGUGUUGCUGGUUCUCUGAUGAGACCCGUCAACAAAAAAGUGCAACCGCAACCAAAAACUGAGCCGGAUGAGAGCAAUGAUGCAGAAAAAAUGCUCGUAGACAACCAAGCUGUAGAAAGCCUCGACGAAGGCAAGACGAAGGGAUGUGUGCAGAAGUUCAUAGACGUCUCGCUCUUCAAACACAGGGGAUUCCUCAUUUAUAUCAUCGGUAAUGUGGUCAUGGUCUUUGGCUUUUUUGCGCCUGUGGUCUUCUUAGCCCCGUAUGCCAAACAUGAAGGCAUUGAUGAAUAUUCAGCAGCAUUCUUGCUCUCCAUCUUUGCCCUAGUAGACAUGUUUGCUCGAGCAGCAACCGGCUUCAUCGGCAAUAUGAAGUGGGUUCGACCAAGAAUCCAAUAUUUAUUCAGCUUUGCCGUAUCCUACAAUGGAGUAUGUCACCUUCUGUGCCCACUGGCGUCUGGAUAUGUGGGCUUUGUUAUCUAUGCCGUCUUUUUUGGGAUGGCAUUCGGGAUGGUGUGUUCUCUGCUCUUUGAGGUGUUGAUGGACCUAGUGGGUGCUCAUCGUUUCUCCAGUGCAGUUGGACUUGUCACCAUUAUCCAGUGCGGCCCGGUGCUUCUCGGCCCUCCACUUUCAGGAGCUCUAGUUGAUAUUUUUGGGGACUACAAGUACAUGUACUACGCGUGUGGUGUGUUUAUGCUGGUUCCAGGCAUAUUUUUCUUCAUAAUGCACUACUACAACUACAAGAAGCUGGACGAUGAGCAGCGGCAGCGGUUGGCUGCGGAAAAGAGGAAUUGCAAAGAGGCUGGCCAGUUUAACAUGAAGCAGGAUGAAACACAUGGAUGACUUUUAUGGGUAGGAUUUCAUGUGAGUGGUGUUAGAGUGUAGUGAGGUGAUGCUUAUAGGUUUUCUUAUAGAACAUACUGUUAAACAUUUUUUAAGAUUAAGAUUUUUUUCUACCUCAGAUUAGAAACUGCAGACAUUUUUUAAUUUAGAUACAUAUCUGCAGAUGAAAAUUUGUUGUCUCAGUAUUUGUGUGCAGUUUACGUUAAGCUCCAGAGACAAAACAUAUAAAUAAUACAAAACCAUUGUGCCUGCGGCACUAAAAUUUGAAAUAUGUAUUGUAUUUAUUUUCUGACAAUUUUGACACUUUAAAUGCACAUAACUAAAGGACCGUACCAGUAUUAUACAAAGAGAAGUAUGCAUUUAGUAAACCAAAACAAGCUAAAAUAGUCCAAUAAAAGACCUAAAAAUAGGCUGAUAGACGUGUCGCGUGGUGAAGUUCACACAAGGUGAGCCACUAAUGCCUUUGGACUUUUUUUUAAAUUUAAAAUGGAACUGCCCUUUUUUCAGAAUUUUGCCUAUCGUUCACAACCAUUAUAAAAGACAUUACGAUGGAUGGAUUUUUUUUUUAAUGCAUUCUAAAUAUUAAAUAAACGCAAAUAAAAGUCUGCUUACAGCGGAGCCCAUGGGAGCUCCACUAUUCCGCCCAUAAAAUCCAACAAAUAACCAUUCAAAAAGCACCAACAAAUACUCAUUUUACAUUUUGUGACUUGAAUGUUAAUCAAGUAUUAGUGAUAUUGUUUUUAUAAACACUAACGCAGACAAACUAUUUAAAGCGCCGACGUGAUCGCUGUGCCUAUGUUUACAUAAUCGAGUGGUCUGCUGUUUCCUUGCUUCCCAGCUCCUUGUAAGUUUAUUGUAGAUCAUAAAUCAUGCCUCUCACCUGAAAAGUAGAUGGCUGAGGAUAUAAUCCGACAAAAUGGGAACUGGCAAGAACGACACAAACAGCGAUUGUUACAUCUGCCGCCGACCACGUUUCUUUGCGAGGAUUAUGAGACACUUUUCUUGUAAAUGGGAAUAUAUGAACAUCCUAGCAGUCGUAAAUCUAAUGACAGCAGACCUUGUGCAGGAAGUGGUGUUUUAUUAUGUUUGUUGGCUCUCAGAAAGUCUGCAAUGAAGAGAAAUGAGUGAUGAAGAAAAAAAAAAGCAAACGUUUUUUAAAUUAAUAUGUUUAAAAUGAUCAAAAUACAUAAAUAUUAAAUAUUAUUAUACAUGUACCCAUUACUGCAUUACAUAUAUACUAACAUCAUGUAUAUAAAACCUUAAUGGAGGUGUUUGGAUGUUUUUUUAGGGGCUCUAUAGGGCGAAUUGACCGGCUCCCAUAGGCUCCAUUGUAAGCAAACUUUUGAUCGCGUUUAUUUACUAGUAAGAAUGCAGUAAAAAAAAUCAUCCGUCGUCAUGUCUUUCAUAAUGAUUGUGAACGAUAGGCAAAAUUCCCCCAAAAGUGCAGUUCCCCUUUAAAUUCAUAUGCUCCAAUCCAAUCCAAUCCAAUCCACUUUAUUUAUAUAGCACAUUUACACAACAAGAAUGUUUCCAAAGUGCUGCACAGCCAUGUUAAAAACAAUAUUAAAAACAAUAUUAAAAACAAUAUUAAAAAUAAUAUUAAAAACAAUAUUAUGCUACACCAAUGACUGAAUAAAAACAAAGAAUAAAUGAAUAGAAAACCAAUACAGAGACAACAUAAAAAAUAAAUAUGAUUAAAAACUAUUUUAAAGGGUAAAACCAAUUAAAACAGUAAAAUAGACAUCAAAAUUUAUAACCCUAACCCUAACCACACAGGACAACAGAGGACAGAAGACCACACAACUCACGUAGUGUUAAAAGCCAAAGCAUAAAAGUGGGUCUUAAGACGAGACUUAAAACACUCCACUGUGGGAGCAGUUUGAACAUGGAGGGGCAGAGUGUUCCAGAGUUUAGGGCCGACCACAGAGAAGGCCCUGUCUCCCCUGGUUUUAAGUCUCGUCCUGGGCACCACGAGCUGGAGCUGGCUCUCGGACCUCAGAGCGUGCGCAGGUGUGUAAAUUUGGAUGAGGUCCGAGAUAUACUGAGGUGCCAGUCCAUGUAAAGCUUUAAAAACAAACAGCAAGGAUUUAAAAUAAAUUCUAAAAUGAACAGGGAGCCAGUGCAAACUCCGAAGAAUUGGGGUUAUAUGCUCACGUUUCCUGGCCCCUGUUAAAAGUCGUGCUGCCGCGUUCUGGACUAACUGCAACCGGGAGAGAGCUUU
Entelurus aequoreus (snake pipefish) is the source of this 3697-nucleotide messenger RNA. RefSeq names its product solute carrier family 16 member 7 (gene slc16a7). Gene Ontology annotation, cellular component: membrane. The record is from RefSeq and is a predicted model, not a curated record. Gene Ontology annotation, molecular function: monocarboxylic acid transmembrane transporter activity. The transcript is spliced from 5 exons. NCBI's taxonomy places the organism in Eukaryota, Metazoa, Chordata, Actinopteri, Syngnathiformes, Syngnathidae. Bases 73 to 1476 code for a protein of 467 amino acids. Gene Ontology annotation, biological process: transmembrane transport; monocarboxylic acid transport.